Somion occarium is the source of this 633-nucleotide messenger RNA. The record is from the annotation of a GenBank genome assembly. Lineage: Eukaryota; Fungi; Basidiomycota; Agaricomycetes; Polyporales; Cerrenaceae.
ACCUCAAUCAUCUUGUCUCACCAACAACGAUCAUGAAGUUCACGAAUGCUCUUAUGACUUUCACGCUUAGUCUCUUCGCACUGCUGGGCAUGUUUGCAGCGCACGUCUCUGCUCUUCCACUUCACGAAGACUCUCUGGAGAAGAGGGAUGUAUAUGUUCCACCAGUGCUGUAUCCCCAUACUGGCACUGUCUGGAAGAGCGGUCAACGACACAACGUCACUUGGGACAUUUCCAAUCCUCCCGUAAACAUAACUAACAGAAUAGGCUUCAUUCUGCUCCGAUCGGGCAAAUUUUCUACUCCAGUUGUUCUCGCACACGGCUUUGACAUCCUCCUAGGCAGAAUAGAGGUGACUGUACCUCUAGUGCUUACCAGAAGUGACUUUAGCGUUGUCUUGUUCGGCGAUUCUGGCAACUUUAGUCCUCAGUUCCAGAUCUCCGGCCUUGACCUCUAGAUGGGGACUAGAUAAUAAUGGAAGGAUUACGAGCUUGACGAAACAGAACAAUCACGAACUUUGAAUGCCAACCUCGCUUUUGGACUCUGCAAUCACGGACUCUAGUACAAUGGACGCAGUUUGGAUUAUACUUAGUAUUAUUUGCUACUCGAACUUUGAACAAUAAUUAAUUCGAUGUUUU